UCUGACCGCUGCACUUCACUUCACUGGAGCUCAGUGUAGCGUCCGACAAGUAAGUUAUAGUUGCUGACCUGGUGGGGAAUUAACGAUAACAUCUAACAGACGAAAAACAGAUGCUGCCAUGACCGCAGGUCAUUGCAAGGCAUGAGCAUAGCACGACAAGUCCUGAAUUGUUCCAAGUUUGCAUGUCGUUCAGUGGACAUAAACUGCAGGAGACGGUUUUGUACUACACAGCAUACAAUGACCUCAAGACACACGCACUCCAAAAGAAUCGAGGGACUGGACAAGAAUGUCUGGGUGGCGUUUACCUCAGUGGCAGCAGACCCAUCCAUCAUUAACCUGGGCCAAGGCUAUCCAGACAUCUCUCCACCUUCUUAUGUCACGGAGGCACUAGCUGCGGCUUCAUCAGUGGACAAGAUGAACCAGUACACCAGAGGCUUUGGUCAUCCGUCUCUGGUGAAGGCCCUUUCUCAGGUUUAUGGAAAGGUCUAUGGGCGCCAGAUUGACCCCUUCAAAGAAAUCCUGGUCACAGUUGGAGGUUAUGGUUCUUUAUUCAGCACCAUGCAAGGGCUGGUGGAAGAGGGUGAUGAGGUCAUCAUAAUAGAGCCUUUCUUCGAUUGCUAUGUGCCGAUGGUGCGAAUGGCAGGAGCCAAGCCUGUGUUGAUCCCGCUACGCCUUAAGUCUGGAAAGAAGACAAUCACAAGUGCUGACUGGUUUCUUGACCCAGAUGAGCUUUCCAGUAAAUUCAACUCCAAGACAAAAGCCAUCAUCAUCAACACUCCCAACAAUCCUAUUGGGAAGGUUUUCACAAGAGAUGAACUGCAGAUGAUCGCAGACCUCUGUAUCAAACAUGACACUCUGUGCUUCAGCGAUGAGGUUUAUGAGUGGCUCAUCUACAAGGGACAACAACAUAUCAAAAUCGCCACUCUGCCUGGAAUGUGGGAUCGAACAAUCACUAUCAGCAGUGCGGGGAAAACUUUUAGUGUGACUGGAUGGAAGCUGGGUUGGUCUAUAGGACCUGAACACCUAAUGAAGCACCUUCAGACCGUCAUGCAGAACACUCUGUACACCUGCCCGACACCUUUACAGGAGGCUGUGGCUCAAGGUUUGCUGCGGAACUUUGAGCUGAUGGAUCAGCCAGAGUGUUACUUUUCAUCACUGGCAGAAGAACUGGAGGACAAGAGGGACCGUCUCGCUGCCAUCCUACAGGAAGCUGGUAUGACUCCUGUCAUCCCAGACGGAGGCUACUUCAUGCUGGUGGACGUCACAUCUCUAAAUCUGGACCUGUCACAUAUGGGUGAUGAUGAUGAAGCCUACGACUACAAGUUUGUCAAGUGGAUGAUUAAAGAAAAGAAACUGGCAGCCAUUCCAGUCACCGCGUUUGUUGGAGACGAGUCCAGGAAACAUUUUGAGAAAUAUAUUCGCCUUUGCUUCAUUAAGCAAGAUAGCACCCUCGAUGCAGCAGGGGCCAUCUUGAAAAGCUGGAAGAAGUGAAUUCUGGGAGGAGGAACAAACCCACAAGAAAUGGAUAAAAUACUCAUAUUAAAACUAUCCUACAGUCUAUAUUUUGACCUGUUUUCAGGGAAAAUAAAGUUUUUGUUAAUUCUCUAA
This is a messenger RNA of Centropristis striata (black sea bass), 1608 nucleotides long. Its product is annotated as kynurenine--oxoglutarate transaminase 3-like. Gene Ontology annotation, cellular component: cytoplasm; mitochondrion. The record is from RefSeq and is a predicted model, not a curated record. NCBI's taxonomy places the organism in Eukaryota, Metazoa, Chordata, Actinopteri, Perciformes, Serranidae. Gene Ontology annotation, molecular function: pyridoxal phosphate binding; L-kynurenine:2-oxoglutarate transaminase activity. Bases 142 to 1491 code for a protein of 449 amino acids. Gene Ontology annotation, biological process: biosynthetic process. The transcript is spliced from 14 exons.